Molecule: messenger RNA, 1641 nt
Organism: Drosophila mojavensis
Lineage: Eukaryota; Metazoa; Arthropoda; Insecta; Diptera; Drosophilidae
Gene: HHEX
Product: hematopoietically-expressed homeobox protein Hhex
Exons: 2
Coding region: 678-1574 (298 amino acids)
Biological process (GO): cell differentiation; regulation of transcription by RNA polymerase II
Molecular function (GO): DNA-binding transcription factor activity, RNA polymerase II-specific; RNA polymerase II cis-regulatory region sequence-specific DNA binding
Source: RefSeq, a predicted model, not a curated record
ACAGUAGUUGUGCUACGAGGAUGAGAACAACGAGCAGGAUGAGUAGCAUACAACAACAACAACAACAACUCGACAACGACAAACAACGUCGUGCGAGCGAUAUCGAUAAGCGGGUGAUUAACAAUUACUCGAUCAAACAAAACGCCGACAAUGCGUGAGAGCGAGACAACAACAUAAAGAAUGAGAUAGCAGCAAUGGACAGCCACUGUUGGCAAUACAUGUGUGAGUGAACGAGUGUGCAUGUGUGUAUGUUUAAUAAGUCCCGAGUGUUUUGAUUUAUAUGACUGGUGGAUCGGCUCGAUUGGACUGAGGGCCAAGCCAACGGGCUAUCGGGCCUACCUACCUACCGGGAGCAAGCUACCACCUUAUCGUGGGCCACCCCUCUCUAAGGCCCUCCCUCCUGGCGCUCCCAUUAUCAUUAUCUAUGUACAUGCGUAUCUACAUAGCGUCGCUUAUAUUAUUGUUAAUAUAGAUAUCUAUACCCAUUAGCACAACAUUAUAUGUAUAUGUACAAUCUAUUAUAUUCUGUGAAAUCUGAUUUAGUACAAUUUAUUGGGCCCAGCUAACGGCCAUUCCAAUUAGUUCAUCGCCUGCGCCCGUUCAAGACGCGUCGUCUCUCCUCGCAGCUCGGCGCUUUUAUUUUCGAACAGCCACAGAUCGAACAGCACUAGCACAAUAUGGAUAACAACACACUUAAGGCAAAUAGGUCCGCCUUCUCCAUAGACAACAUUCUGGAGCAUAAGACACAAACAACGGAAGUGAUCAAAAAACCGCAGGCACAAACGCCCACCCAGUCGAGUCCUUGCACAGCCUUUGCACCGCCAGCCGGAUCUCCAGUGCAGUCGAUAUACGAUCUAUCCACACAAUAUGCACUCAAGAAUCUGGAGUCCGGGUCUGGCACCUUAUUAUCGCCGUCAUCGGUGCGCCUCAAUCCCAUCUACUCAGAUCCCGCCUCGUUGUUCUAUCAGCAAAUGCUAAAUCUACAGAAGAAUUCUCCGCUCUUCAUCCCACACUUCCAAGCCGCGGCGUUAGCAGCAGCUGCUCAGCCAGCCGCCUACUGUGAUCAAUACAGUCCGUUUCUGGAUUGCGAAGGUUUCAGCAAUCCAGCGACUGCUGCCGCCGCUCUCUACUGCAAUGCGGCAUAUCCGGCCGCCAGCUUUUACAUGUCGAACUUUGGCGUGAAGCGGAAGGGCGGCCAAAUCCGCUUUACGUCACAGCAGACGAAAAAUCUCGAGAAUCGCUUCGCCAGCUCCAAGUACUUGUCGCCCGAGGAGCGCCGGCAUCUGGCGCUGCAGCUGAAGCUGACCGAUCGGCAGGUGAAGACCUGGUUUCAGAAUCGACGCGCCAAGUGGCGCCGGGCGAAUCAAACCAAGCGACAAUCGAAUCAUGCCACUGCCACGCCCACAGCGAAUACUAGCAACAGCAGCAGCAGCGCAGCCUAUGCACAGCCCGGAACGGGGCGAGGGACACACAGUGAAGACGAGGAUCGCAUGUACCUCUCAGCGGAUGAGGAGGACGACGAGGACGAUGAGGAGAGCAUUGAGGAGGAUGUGGCCCAACGCGUUACAACGUGACCAAAAAGUCAAUUUAAGAUUUCUAUUUUUAUAUGUAGUUUUAAUAAAUUUAUUAGAUUUUAACAUA